Molecule: messenger RNA, 537 nt
Organism: Rotaria sp. Silwood2
Lineage: Eukaryota; Metazoa; Rotifera; Eurotatoria; Philodinida; Philodinidae
Source: the annotation of a GenBank genome assembly
AUGUCCUUGUCACCGUCUGUUAUUAGCAAUCAUCCAUAUCAUGAUACUUCAUCAUCUUGUUCCAGUUUCGAUACUUCUCAAGAAGAAGAAUUUAUUUUAUUAAAUAAUAAAUCUAGUCAAAAUCAAUGUGAUUUUAUAUCAAAUGAUAAAAAUGAUUCUAUCUAUUUAUCACAACGAUCAAGAAAUAAUUUAUCAGCAAAACGAUCACGUGUUAAAAGACGUAUGAAUGAUUUUGUAUUAGAAACUAAAUUAACACAAUUAAAUAAUGAAAAUGAAAUGUUACGCGCUAAAAUUAAUAUGUUAAUAAGAAAAUUUGGUCAUUUAAUUAGUCAAAAAGAUAAACAAUUUGAAUAUGAUAAAUUAACAUCCAAUGAACAGCCAACUGUUUUAAAUAUUCUCGAUCAAUCAUUAACACAAACAAAUCAUUCAAAUAAUAAUGUAUCAUUGACUACUACAACUGAACAAUUAUCUUUAGAAAAAUCUUCAUUACCAAUUAAAUGGCGUUUUAAAUUAUUAAAUAUAACAUCUGAUUCCUAA